Ceutorhynchus assimilis (cabbage seed weevil) is the source of this 2217-nucleotide messenger RNA. The record is from the annotation of a GenBank genome assembly. NCBI's taxonomy places the organism in Eukaryota, Metazoa, Arthropoda, Insecta, Coleoptera, Curculionidae.
CCAAAGUUUUGAAAACAGUUCGGUUAGAUUUUUAUUUGUUUUUACAUCGUUUUUAAUGGUUUUUACUUUUUAUUUGUCUUUAUUUUGUUUUAUCUUUAUCUGUGGUUUUAUUUUACAACAUAUCCUUAACUGAAAUUGUAGUGACACUUGACAGUCAUCCUUUUUCUUGUUCAAAAGCUCAAAAUGGGUUUAUCGUUCAAGCACAAAAUGCGAUCAAUGCUCUACGUGUUAAUAGGAACCGCAGGAACCUAUUCGGGUAUUUGCAUAUACAAGGGAGAUGAAACAUAUUACAGGAAAUUUCUUAUGCCUUUUGUAAGGGUACUGAAUCCAGAAACCGCUCACAAUUUAGCCGUGUUUGCUAGUGAAUAUAGGUUAAUUCCUAAAAGUCAGUAUCAGGAUGAUAGUGCUUUGAACGUUAAAGUUUUUGGCAAAGAUUUCCCUAAUCCCGUCGGAAUUGCUGCUGGUUUUGACAAGGAUGGCAGGUCGAUUUUGGGACUUAAAGACAUAGGAUUUGGAUUUGUAGAAAUUGGAUCAGUUACACCUCUACCUCAAUCGGGCAAUGAGAAACCUAGAGUGUUUAGACUCUCACAGGACAUGGCAGUAAUAAAUAGAUACGGUUUUAAUAGUGAAGGUCAUGCUGAAGUCCUUAAAAGAUUGGAAAAUGUUAGGCAUAAUGCAGAAGUUCCAAUUGUUGGUGUGAAUUUAGGCAAAAAUAAACUAUCGGAGGAUCCUAUAAAAGACUAUGUUGAAGGAGUACAAACUUUUGGCACAGUUUCAGAUUAUUUGGUUGUUAAUAUUAGCAGUCCAAAUACUCCAAAUUUAAGAAGCCUCCAAAAUAAAGAAAAUCUAAAGCAACUCUUAAAAGCUGUAGUUGCAGCAAGAGAUAGUUUGAACGUUAAUCCUAAACCUCCAUUACUUUUGAAAUUAGCACCAGAUCUCAGCUAUGAGGAAAAAAAAGAUAUUGCUGAAGUUAUAAAAGAAAAGGAUUGCAAGGUAGAUGGUUUAAUAGUUUGUAAUACAACAGUGCAAAGGCCUUCAUUGAACAGCGACCAUAAAAAUGAAGUAGGAGGACUAAGUGGUGCACCUUUAAGAGACAUGUCGACCCAAAUGAUAAUGGAAAUGAGCCUACUCACUAAUGGGGCUGUGAUAAUUGGGGUGGGUGGUAUUUCGACUGGAAAAGAUGCCUAUGAAAAAAUUAAAGCUGGUGCUAGUCUGGUUCAAAUUUAUUCCACUUUGGCAUUUGAUGGCCCGCCAGUAGUCACUAGAAUAAAGAAAGAACUAGUAGACUUAUUAGAAAAAGAUGGUUACAAAAAUAUAAGUGAAGCUGUUGGGAAAUCUGUUAAACAAUAACUAUUUUUUUUUUAUUAAAAAUAUAUUCUUUAAAAAAAUUAUUUAAUCUUCUCUCAUGUACUGGGAUACAACAUAAUAUUCAACAUACAUUUGAUUCUCUUCUGAAGUAAUCACUAAUUGGAGGCCUAACAGACCUGAUUCUCCUGUGGAUACAGCCACUUUGUUUGCAUAAUGCAUAACUUUGAUUAUAUGCCUUAUAUUUGAAAAGGCGUAUGUAAAAUCUGUUUUUUCCUUGCAUUUAAAAAUAGUUACAGAAUCUGCAUUUUUACUUAAACUUACUUCCGAGAUUCCCUAUAAAAUAAGUAUUUUGAUUAAUGUUCUAUAUAACACAAAAUUUGGUUAACUUACAGACAGACUUGUACUCUUUAAAGUAAAAUAUGGAAAGUCUGGACAAAAAGUUAUUUGUAGAUUUUCUGCUGAAUUAUCAAGCCUUUGCAAAAGUUCUGCAAACAUAUUAGCACUAAUAACUAUUUUAUUCAAAUUACAUUCCUCGGCUAAACUUGCAGAUGCUUGAUUGUCUAUAUUCAGUGUUUUCAUUUCACAAUCCACAGUUAUAUUUUCUUCGCCAUGGCUAAUACUGUAAUUUUCUUUUUUUUAUUAACUGAAAAUUUUAAUGCUUGUUGAAACUUACGUUACACACAAGGGAGAUCCUACUGAUUUAUAAGUCAGUUUCAAAGUAGUACCAUCAUCAUCAAAUAUAUUUAAGAUAUUAGUUAAAGUGUUUAAAUUUAUUUUGAACUUUAUAUCGUCUACGUCGGCUAUGUGAUACAUUGAAAAAAUAUUCGCUGGUAUAUAGACUGAUGUUUCGAUACACCUCAUUUCGUCUAAUGUAACUUUAAGGCCUUCUUCUGCUGGACGAAAAAUUGC